Molecule: messenger RNA, 3798 nt
Organism: Carassius carassius (crucian carp)
Lineage: Eukaryota; Metazoa; Chordata; Actinopteri; Cypriniformes; Cyprinidae
Product: vasorin-like
Exons: 3
Coding region: 248-2251 (667 amino acids)
Cellular component (GO): plasma membrane
Molecular function (GO): protein binding
Source: RefSeq, a predicted model, not a curated record
GGACUCUCUAUCACAAUCAUUACACAUCAACUCCACUCCAGUACACAUGAGACAAAUUUCAUAUCGCUCGGAAAGAAACGCGAGUUGUUGGAUAGAUAAACGCAGGACUGACGGAACGCGCUCGGUGCGUUUACCUCCAAUGCGCCGCUGAUGCGCUCGAGCUGGUGACCUACGGUGAGAGAAGGAGCCGACGAGGAGAGCGUCCCGUCACACGCCCCGGCUUGAAGGGGUUAUUGUCGGCAGCAACAUGAAGCUCUUCCUCCCUCUACUGUUGCCCCUCCUCUUCUAUCAACAAUUGUGGUCCCCAGCAUUAGCCGGCACCUGUCCGAAUGACUGUACUUGUCCAGCAGAAGACUACAUUUUAUGCUUUAACCGCAAAGACACUAAAAUACCCAACAAAGUACCCACAACGACUAAGAAUCUCUAUGUGUUCAAGAACGGCAUAGAAUCCCUUUCCCAAGAGGAUUUUCUUGAGUUGGAAAGCCUAGAGAUGCUGGAUCUAAGCCAGAACAAGUUGACCGAACUGCCAGAUCAUGUGUUUGAACCCUUGUCCUCUCUCCAAAACCUGGACUUGUCGGCUAACCAGAUCGUCCAUAUAUCCAAGGACAGCUUUGCUGGACUAGAAUAUCUGGAGAGGCUAUAUCUCUACAGCAACCUCAUAGAGAGCAUCCACCCUGCUGCUUUUGAUGGCCUACAGCAACUGCUGGAGCUCAAGCUUCAAGGUAACAAACUGACAAUAAUGCCUGCCCUGAAAAUGCCCCAUCUGCUUCUGCUAGACUUACGGUUCAACAGCAUCCCAUCGCCAAGCCCAAAUGACGUCCAGACACCCAGGUUGGAGUCACUGAAGCUGGGUGGGCUGGGCCUUAGCAGUCUGAACGAGGAGCUCUUGGGAAGCUUCAAGAACCUUCAUGAGCUUGACAUCUCCAACAACCAGUUAACAACCUUUCCAGGGGUUUUGCGGGGGGCAAGGGGCUUGGUUACUCUGAGUUUGGCUGGGAAUCCCAUGGGACCUGUGAAAUGGGAAGACUUUGAGGAACUCUCUGAGCUUCAGGAGCUGGAUAUCAGCAAUCUAAGCUUGCAAGGUUUGCCAGAGACCUUAACACAGCUCUUUCCUCACCUACAAAGGCUGACCGUUGCGGAAAACCCUUUCAACUGCCUUUGCAAUCUGGCUUGGUUUCCUAGUUGGCUGCGAAUCAGGCAAAUUCAUUUGGGUAGGACAGAAGAGACACGCUGCCACUUUCCUCCUUUAAAUUCCGGAAAGGUGCUGGAGAGACUUGCGCACCGAGAAUUCGGAUGUCCGAUUACCACAACUGUUGUGACUCGGACAGUAAAGACCACUGCUGUACCGCUAGCCCCGGUCACCAGUUUACCAAGUACCACUCAUGCAGUCCUCCAAGCCAAACCUAGUGAUAACCCUUCUACAGAAACCGACAAUGACCCUCCACCUCCUACCCCAAGUACUAGUAUCGACCCAGAUCUCAGAUCAAACUUCUGCCCACCCAAUAUCUGCCUAAACAGAGGAACAUGUUGGCUGGACAACAAAGGACAUUUGGAGUGCAUUUGUCUACCAGGAACAUCAGGGAGAUACUGUGAAAAAAAGGAUCCACUACACCACGAGGAGCCUACAGAGCUACCGGAACCUGAAAUAACAGCAAUGGUAACUAGCUCCUCAAUACACUUAGAUCUUCAAAGGUACAUCAUUAUGCGCCCCCACAUCCGUGGCGUGAAGUUGACUUACAAGAAACUUUCUGGACCGGAUAAACGUGCCAAGCACCUCAACCUUCCAGCAUAUUACCUGGAAUACACAUUGCGUGGACUUCACCCAAACUCUACGUACUCUGUAUGUGCCAGUCCAAAGGGUGAACCUGGGGAUGUGGAUACAGUUUGCAUAGAGACCCAGACGGUCAGUCAGCAGCCAACUCCCACUGGAGCACAACCGAGGUUAUCAAAGCACAAUGCAAUGCUCAUCCCUUCAGUCGCCAUCCUUCUUCUGCUAGUCCUAGUAGCCGUGGCUGUUGGGGUAUUUUGCUACAUGCACAAAAAUAAAUCAAAGGGACACCUGGACUUAGGAUGUGAUCCUUCACAGCUGGAGCUGGAGGGUCAGGACAAUGGGACACUACCUGAAAAGCUAGAGAUUAUCUCCUGUCCGUCAACAACACAGAAUGGUGGCUUGGACUUUGAGGUGCCCCUCAUGCAGGAUCAAUGUACUGCGAACAACAACAUGAACAGUUUGAAACCUUCAUAUUUCUGAUAAUUGCUAAAGGUUUGUGACUUACUUGCAUGCUAAAGCAUGAACGAUAUGGCCUUACAAGGUACCACCAUGGACAGCGAGACCAGCCACCAGGUUCUUUGUAAAGAGCAAUGGUAUUUAGGUAAUUCCUGGUGUAAUCCUACAAGGGCAUUUCUGUCAAAAUGACAUCCUCCUAAGUGCCUUUUAUCAUCUAAAAAAAUCUGAAAGUCUGUACAUGCCAAACUUUCAACCAAAGAUUUUGAUGGAUUUUAAAAUGGCUGCCAAUCGUAAAAAAAGGGCAUACAGCUGACUGAAAUUUUGAUGUGUUGUGCAUGUGUGCAGCUCUUAUGAGCUGCGCUAACUGUGAGUGGGUAAUUGAAGAUAUGGACUUAAGUAACGAGGCUGACUCAUAUGAUGCUUUGUCUAACUGAUAUGCAUUGUUUCUUAGUUUUGUAUUUGUACCUUUUUAGUAAAUGUUUUUGUACAGAUAUGUGACUGUUACCAGGCGGCUGCUCUUCCCCCAUAUCUUGUGACUUAAAAAGCAGACAAAACACCAGAUUAAAAACUUUGAAGAUUAAAAUUCACUUGUACCACCAAGUGAAACAAAGGCUUUAGUUUAGAAAUGUCAGACAGUCUAAGCAGCUGAAAGUCUAUCCAGACACGAAACUACAGUAAAUCCUUCCUCUAUUGUUUAGCCCCUAUCCCCCUUCACCCUCAGAAAGAGACACCAGGAAGCAGAUUAAUAUACAUUAUGCUCUAUUGUAAACACAAAAUAGACUCACAAUAUAUAAUUGGAAGCUUCUUUAAAAUUAUUUAUUUAUAUUGUAAAAAAAUUGUAAAAAAUUAAAAGGGGGUUGUUACCUAGGCCCGUCUGCAAAAUUAACCUUUGCACUAUUUACAUUACUUGGCAGAGAUUUCCAGUCAAUUGCAGUCAACAACAUUUUGCCAGGUUUACCUAAACCAGUCUAAUAACACACACACUCCAGCUUCCAACUCUACUGAUCUUACCAUUCAAGUGCAAGAUAUAAUGAAAGAGCAUAAAACCAUCUAAAAACAAUCCAGGCUGUCAUUUAUCACAAUAAAAUGUACCAAAAAACUGAGAAGAGACAGUGGGAAGGUGUGCUGAUUUACCUCUGUGAGGAAAUGUGUGUAUAUUUUAGCACUUGUUCUACAACCUCUCAAAUGACGUUUCCAAAAAAUUAAAAGAAAACAUAAAAAUGUAACUGUGUUUUGUGUAUCUGAAACCUUCCGCUUAAGAGGAGGAGGAUUUGUAAUUGAAAAUAUUUUUGUUGUUGUUCUUGAUGGGGAUUAUCCAAACUGGAAAAAAAAAAUCUAAGCAGUAUGAAGUAUUGAAAAUAUUUGUGAAUAUUUUUGAUAAGAUCUGCCUAUAAUUCUCCCCGUUUAAUUUGGGAAGCUCUUUUUUACACUUUUCUUUUGUCAAUAUGGAGAUGUGUGUAUAUGUAUGAUAUGUAUUUUCAAAAAGCUGCAAAGAAGAUAAAAAAAUGAAUUAAAAUAAAUGAGCUUUAUACAGUAUUCUCUGUUUCUCGUUCACGCUAGCUGAUCUGAUU